This is a messenger RNA of Staurois parvus, 327 nucleotides long. Lineage: Eukaryota; Metazoa; Chordata; Amphibia; Anura; Ranidae. The record is from the annotation of a GenBank genome assembly.
CAUGUGCCACUUUCAGGUCUCCUCACACACUGCUGGUGUGUUCCAUUUUUUGUCAUAGGGUGCUGGCAGAUUACGGGCCUCCCAUAGCUGCUGCCAGGCCCCUAAUCUGCCAUGGGCCCCUAUACCGCCUCCUCAUGCUGCUGCCAGGUCCACAGAGUCUCUCGGGCCUCCCAUAGCUGCUGCCAGGCCCCUAAUCUGCCAUGGGCCCCUGUACCGCCUCCUCAUGCUGCUGCCAGGUCCACAGUCUCUCAUGGGUCCCUGUACGGCCUCCCAUUGCUGCUGUCUCCAUCGCCACACUCUGCCAUGUGCCACUUUCAGGUCUCCUCA